CCGCAAUCACCCAUGCUGUCAAGAGCCAAACGAGAACCUGACCCUAGCGAUGAUCAUAGACGCCUUCGAAAUAUACGGUCACGAUCCUACUGACAAAUUAGACAACCUGUGGCUAUACCAGAACGAGAUGCUGAGGAUCAAAACAGCAGAAGAUCAGUAUCUGAUAAACGAACGAAUCCACGUGGCCACAGAUCAUUUGGGAAGAUUUAUUAAGCUCCAUAUUCAGGAAUUGAAGGUUUUGCUGAUCACCUUAGAUGACGUCAUAGACAACAUGCUCACGAUGUACGAGAACCAUAACUCUAUAGCUGCCGAACGUAAAGCUACGUACACUGGUGGACCUGUUCCUAUGGAGUUUUAUCUUAGUCAAGAGUUCUACUGCGGCAAGAACGUGUACCUCUUCGUCUCUGAGCUGUACAGCGACAUCUACAACAUGGGACGCGGUCCUGCGCCCUACUGCAAGGACAGGUCCUUCGUCUUCCUCGGGCUCCUGCAUUACCACGACGAGCAAAAGUACUAUUUGCUCGACGACCCAAGCAUCUCGUUCCCCACCGACAACUAUUUACACGGACUGGAGUGUCACAUCGGUAUCUGUAUAUUUCGCUUCCCGUUUAAGAAACUCCUUCAGAACGAACGCGAUGUGGUAACAUUGCCGAAGGCCAUAGUGAAGUGUGGUCUGAUCAUGUACAAGCUGCCUCCACUGACCGCCACCUCGUGUGUCAUCACAUCGGGAUCUUUCAUACUAGAUUUCAAUAUCCAAGGCUUGCGGUAUCGCCACUACGACUACUUAUUGACAGUACCAAACGGUUACACGUACUACACUAAGGAACCAAACUCUCCGCUUAUUUGCGACCACCACGUCUGCGAAUGGAACUACACAAAUCAUUAUGGCGGUCCAUUUCUAAUACCCGGCGAUCCUGGAACUGGAAUCGAUCCGGUCCCACCUUACAUCGAGCCCACGCCCAAACCAGAUGAGCCAGUGGAAGACGACAACAUAACUGUGCCUUACAUUCUGGACGGUUGUUUAUUCAUGUACCCCCCAAACUACGGUUCGAUAGCAGGCAAGAGCUAUUUAGAUCCGGUAGAUUUACACGACGACAGGUUUACCUGUAACGCCGGUGGGAAUAAAGGUCUUUAUUGGUAUCCACAAUGGAUGGGCGCCAUUCCCCACCAGCCGUACUCCUCGAUAGAUGACAAGGAUACGUUCUCCCAUCCGGGCGCUUACUAUCCCCACCAGAAAGGAUACGACAUGGACGACGAUGUAGAUUAAAAUCGAAAUUAACACUUUUAAAUAAAAUUUCGUUUUAAAAAUAUAAA
Messenger RNA from Bombyx mori (domestic silkworm), 1314 nucleotides. RefSeq lists its product as uncharacterized. The coding region runs from base 50 to 1267 and encodes 405 amino acids. NCBI's taxonomy places the organism in Eukaryota, Metazoa, Arthropoda, Insecta, Lepidoptera, Bombycidae. The transcript has 9 exons. The record is from RefSeq and is a predicted model, not a curated record.